AUGGCACUUGCUUCAGGGACGCCGGAUUUUCAUGAUGCCGUUGAAAAACUGCGAUUACUUGGUAUGUUUGUCAGUGUACAUCUCCAAUAUUGUCGUUUUAGAGAAUAACGCGCUAGACUCGGUUGUUCGAGCAUUCCGAGCCCAAGGUCCACUCACUUUGUACAAAGAGAUUCUGCUUGAUCAUCUUCGAUCAGCGUUAUUGUAUGUUUUUAUUAACGUUUUUGUUUGAUUUUUAGUGUUUCGCAAUCGGACUUUGCCGCUAGUGGAGAAAGAGCAAUGUUGGAUGAAGAACUGCAAGGUAUUUGCCAAUGGUAAGGGUUGCUUGAUCUUUACAACAGUGGAACACCCUAUUUAUCUCAAGCGCCAGACUAAAAUAGUAUUUUUUAGCUUGAAUCCGUCGUAUAACUCAUUUCACAGUUGGGCGAAGGCUGCGGCUCCAAUUUUUCCAGAAGAUUUUUCCCUUCAUCUCAAGCGUUUGCCUGAGAGCAUAACAGAUUUCUCAAAAAAGUCUAUUGACGAUCCUACGAAAGUCAGAAGGUUUUAUGAUAAGCACUGUAGAGAAGAGAAGGUCGCUGCUGCUAAGCUGGUGACACUUCCAAAGCAGCUAUUUGGUAUGUUUUGUUCGGUUGUUUUUCCACGUUUAGACUUAAUGUCGGAUGUUGUUGUAAGGUGUCAUGGACAAGUUAAUCUUUUCUGUGUUUCCAGUCCCAGAACGUCUUCGGCAAGUCCUUAUGGCCACUGAAACAUCUCCACGGCUUGAUCUCAACUCUAAGCACACUCAGACAUGCGAUGAUCAGAUUCCAAGCACAUCUAACAGUAUUCCUGUCAUGGAUAACGUUGAGCGAAAUAGUAUGAAUUCGGAAGAAUCGGCUUCCACUAGUCUUAAGAGACCACGGAUGUCUCCGGAAGGGUUUGAAGACCUGGAACCAUUUGACAAGUUCAUAAAAAGAGAGCUGAGGAUACCAGAUCUACCAAGGAUACCAACUGAUACUCCAGGAGAAGUUUAUCGAGAUUAUCGGCCGGCGGUCCGGCCUUUACACCGAUCAGGAAGCCGAACGAUGGACCUGAAUGGGAAAGGAAGGCCACAGAAGAUCAAUUACGAUGGGUUUGUUCAAGGAUUCCACAAAGAAGUUCCAUUCAAAACAAAAGCCGAAGUUGAAGGAUUAAAUGCUCUAAUAUAUCUGAAGACGGUAUUAGGAUUGAAUAAUAAGAAGAAAGUCGAUGAGAAGGUAACUGAAGAGACCAAUGGAAUGGAAGAAGAGUAUCAGGAAGAAGAUGGAGAGGAGGAGGAACAAGAAACAAAUAAUGAAGAAGAUGAGAGGGAUAAAAGUCCUCCAGAAGCAUUAGAAAGACUUCCGGAUGAGCUUGAAGAGGAAGUCGAAGAAGAAUAUGAGCUAACAGAUGGGAUGGAAGCGCAAUUCGACCAAAGCGAUGAGGAUGAUAGUCAACAUUUUACCCAGCAAGGAGCAGGUGCACAUUAUUUGUUAGAACGAGUGCAGGAGAUGGAAGAGUUAGAAAUUGAGGUCGAUGAAGUGAAGAAUGGACUGUCCGAGGAGUUUGAGAGAUGUUUAGAAGAGAAGAUGGUUCCGUCGACCAGUUGUACAGAAGCAGAAGGGAAAUAUGAUAGUCAUGAUGAGGAUCAAGAAGCGCGCUAUGAUCUUGUCCCGGAAUAUGACGGUGAAGUGGAGAUAUUUGAUGAAAAAGAAGAAAAAAUGAAUGUAGAAGAGAACGAAAUUGGUAAACCGUUAGAAUUGAUGGUGCAAAGAGAAGACGAAGAAGAAGAAAGCCAUUUUGAUCGAGAAUCCCCUCCGAAGUUGGAGAAAAUGGAUGGAAUUGGAGAGAAUUGGGUGCCGGAUGAUGGGAAAUGCAAUGGAAAUGGUGACACGAACUCUACAGAUGAUUUGAGUCAAAGUUAUGCGUAUCAUGGCCUUGAAAGCGCUUCACACAGCCAAGAUUCGUCGGAAAUUUCCAGUGAGAAGAUGAAAAAUUGCAAAAGAAGGCAAAGUGAACCGAUUGAUAAGGAAAGAAUGUCAAAAACAACGUCGAGCACACAUAAACGACCUAAAAUACGAUGGAAAUUUGGGAGUAUUGGAAGUAUUUCGAACAAAAUGAGCAUUGAAAAUCAAAGUAAUGGCAAGAUUACGGAAAAGGAAGAUGUCCGAAAUGGAUUUUCACGUCAAAUUGAUCGGAAAAUUGAGGAUUUGGAUGUAAAUGAAGUGAAAAACACUGUGAUAGGAAUGGUGGAUCGAGUUUCGACCUGCAAUGGGCAUGGUGAAGAUAAUGGAAUUGAGGUGAAAGAUACUUUCAGAUUUAUAAAUAAGUUUUUGGUUUUGAAAUUGCAAAAUAACUUGUUUUCAGGAUUUUGCCAGCAGCUCAACGGCGAUGUCUACGGAAGCAAUUCAGUAG
This is a messenger RNA of Bursaphelenchus xylophilus (pine wood nematode), 2406 nucleotides long. NCBI's taxonomy places the organism in Eukaryota, Metazoa, Nematoda, Chromadorea, Rhabditida, Aphelenchoididae. The record is from the annotation of a GenBank genome assembly.